Prorocentrum cordatum is the source of this 1981-nucleotide messenger RNA. The record is from the annotation of a GenBank genome assembly. NCBI's taxonomy places the organism in Eukaryota, Dinophyceae, Prorocentrales, Prorocentraceae.
UGGCUGAAGCUCAGAAAGCACCUUGUGUAGAACGUUUGUUCUCGGCGGCCAAAUCGAAAACACGCGAGCAAUGGACACAUGCAGUUUCCAGAUUUUCCGCCGCCGUCGUUGCUCGGCGAGUUGUCGAACGAGACCAGGGAGUUCAGGUCGGAGGAGAUCUUCGCAAUUGAGUUGGCAGACGUUGAGCUGUCCACUGAUCCAGUCGCCGUGUUCUGCCAGAUCCGGAUCAGCAACCAGGAUGGAAUGACACGGACCGUCACCAAGAGUUGGAAAGAUCUUGUUAGUUUCCUCGCGAAGUUCUGCCGCGAGCUUGGCGCCAGCGGCAUACCUUGGGACACAGACGACCUUGCAGCGGCGCAGGACGAGGUCUUCCAGCGAACGCUACAGAGGAGCCUGGACUCCCUGCUGGAGAACCCAGAACUCCUCAAGCGUCCAGCCUGCAUCGACUUCUUCCACCUCGGCUCCGAAUACCAGGCCAGACGCAACAGCCGAGCAGAGGGCCCGUCGCAGCCGCAUCCGCAGAGGGAGCGCGUCGAGCGCUUGCUGGAUGACGUCUACGAGCCGCUGCGACAGAGGCACGCACGCGAACGGUGCGACCUGGAGAGGCGAGGGCACUCCGCCACGUCGUCACGGGCCGCCGAAUGGCACAGGCAGGAAGUCUACCUCGACGAGGACCAGCUCGCCCGCGCGCGGGCGGCCAGUCGCCAGCACCUCCUCGGGAGGCACGUCGAGUGGCUUACAGGGCCAAGGCCUCUGCCCGAUGAAGCGCUGAGGGACCUGGUGCACGUGCAGCACCUGUUGGACCUGGACCUUGAGGACCUUCGCUUGCCCGACGGUGCGAAGCGGAGCAGGGACAGGUUCAGCGGCCAGUCUGGUGACGUCAGCGAGCAGAUGAUCCUCGAUGCGACCCGCAGUGUUUUUGUGAUAGAUCGGAAGACAUUCUGCUUCUCGACGGUGUUCGAAGAGCACGGAGCGAAUCCAGACGAGGCACAGGUGCUCAAGCGACUGUUCUCGGAGGCGCUGGUCGAGUCAGUUGAGCAGUGCUUGGGCCGUGGAGGCCAGGCGCCACCGAUGCUGCUCCGGGCCGUGAGCACGGCAAUGUCGCAGGCUGGCCUGGCACACGUCGAGUGUGCUGACCCCCGUGGGCAGCAGCUGGUAGUGAGCGGGGGUGACCAGUCGGUUCGCUAUGAGCUUCAGUCCCGCGCGGACGGCGCGUGGGACCUGGAGAUGUCGGUGCGAAAGUCGGGUUUCAGGCACUUUAUCAUGUGCUGCCCGAGCGGCUGCAGCGCAGGGGACGGCGAGGCCGACGCACACGUUGGCGAUGCCCCGCAGGCCUGUGGCCAGGGCUCCUUCGUGAGCAAGAGCUGCAGGGUGCGCUUCCGAGCCCUGGCCACCAGCCCUGCGGUGGAGGCGGAUGUGCUCGAGGUGUCUAGGCAGACCGCAGUCCUCGACGAUCGUGGCAGGCCUUUGGGGGCACCUCGCCGGCACGAGGCUGUCUGCAGCCAGGGCCCCCUGCGCGCCCUGGCGGCGGUGACCACACGCCUCUGCGCGCUGCCCGCGGGCGGGCGGUGACGGGACGGAGAGCGGUCGCGGCCGCGGCUGCGGUCUGAGACUCGGGCGCCCGUGGGAGCGGGCGGGCCAGCGGGAGCUUCCCCGUGGCAAGGCCGAGGAGCUCCUGCAGUUUGGCGGGCGAAGAACGGCAUCAGACAAAUUGGUCCGUCACCGGGGGCGCCUGUGCCAGGGCGGCUGUGAAGCCUCUACCCUGACGUGCCACCACAGGGGCAUCAGCUCUCCGGCCGCCCUCCCCGACGGCAAGAGGGCUUCUUCUAGACCGCUCUUCGCCCGUUCAGCAGUGAGGAAGCAUGUUUUGCCCUCCUCCCGCGCCCCCGCUCGUCUCUCCACGCUUGCUGCUCCCGCCGUCUCCCUGUAUCCCAGCCGGAGCGGUGCGCUCCGCACGGGGCGAGGCCCGUGCCGCGGGGAA